AUGGCUUUAGUCAAAGCUCCACCCACUAUCGUUCAUCGUACACAAUUUAAGAGCAGACCCAGUCUGAUAUCACUGGAUAAAGGCGUUUUGGAAUUCAUGCCAGAUGCUCCUACCCCUCCAUCAAGUGCCGAAUCCACGAGCAACAGUGGAAAAUCAUCUGGUCCUGAUGCUAAACAAUCGACACAGAAGACUUCUCUUGAGUCUAAGUUCUCUCAAAAAUCCGCGGGUAUAUCUCAACAUUCGUCUGAGAAUAAAAAAGCUCUUCCAAAGGCCUUGAAUCAAGCAGAGGGUAGUUCUGCCGAUGGUGUUCUCGCGUCCAUCACUGAGUCUGAUAAUAUUGAAUGUCCACAACCAGUCCCAACUGUAAUUACUGUUGAGAAAGCAGCAUCUGCUAAAGUUUUCUUCGAAACCUAUUACAAUGAGAUUACUGCCAAACCAGUAACACCUCGAUCUCUUCGUCGCUUGAACUUAGAGAAUGAGCUCUUGAAUGAUAUGGUCUCUUCCCCAACAGACAAAGCCGAAAGACGUCAAGCGUUGGCAACAGCGGAGACCAACCACCUUAGACAGACGAGAAAUAUGAAGCCUUCAAAUUAUGAGGUGGUGAAGGUUCUUGGAAAGGGUAGUUUUGGUGUUGUUAGACUUGUUAGGGAGAAGCGGGCACCAGGUACUAGCGAGUCGGAGCCAAGCAAAAGUAUCUACGCCAUGAAGGUUAUCAGGAAGUCAGAUAUGCUCCGGAAUAGUCAAGAAGGUCAUUUGAGAGCGGAGCGUGACUUUCUUGUUGCCGCCGAGGGAUCUAGGUGGGUUGUUCCUUUGAUUGCUAGCUUCCAAGAUCUUAACAAUUUGUAUCUUGUCAUGGAUUACAUGCCUGGAGGAGACUUUCUCGGCCUACUCAUCCGUGAUAAUGUUCUCUCUGAGUCCGUCACCAAAUGGUAUAUUGCCGAGAUGAUCCUAUGUAUCGAGGAAGCCCAUGCUUUACGCUGGAUUCAUCGUGAUAUCAAACCAGACAACUUCUUAAUAUCUGCUUCCGGUCAUCUCAAAAUCUCUGACUUCGGAUUAGCUUUUGAUGGUCAUUGGUCUCAUGAUCAAGCUUACUUUCACAAUCACAGAUAUUCGCUUCUCAAUAAACUUGGUAUUACCGUUGAGGGAGAUUCUCUUGAUAAAAAAGAAGGAAGGAGUGUUGCUGCAGCUAUGAAAAUUGCUCAUGUCAUGAUGGGUGGAAAAGAACGCCAUGAAAAGAAUUCGGAUAAUGCUUCGGAUUCAGAGAGUAUUCUCAAUUGGCGUAAUCGCUUUGGUAAUAGGACGCUUGCACGCUCGGUUGUAGGUACUAGUCAGUAUAUGGCACCGGAGGUCGUGAGAGGAGAGAUGUAUGAUGCUAGAUGUGAUUGGUGGAGUGUUGCUGUGAUUCUUUAUGAAUGUCUCUAUGGUCAUACGCCUUUCCUUGCCGAAGAGGGCGGAAGACAACAAACAAAGAUGAACAUCUUGAACCACAAGACAACUUUCCAAUUCCCUUCCCGUCCAUCUGUCAGCAGAAGAUGCCAGGAUCUCAUCCGUAGUAUGAUUCAAGAAAAAGAUCAUCGCUUAUGCAGCCGACGAUACAAAGCCAGAGAUACAACACUUGGCUCCAUGUCAUCACGCCGAAACCAAGACUACGCUGGUCGUUACGUAUAUCCCAACGAUGGAGAAGAUAUCAAAGCGCACAAAUGGUUCCGUGAUGUUCAAUGGGAUCGUAUUCACCUAAUGCCUCCUCCUUUCAUCCCCAACAUCAAGUCGAUGGACGAUACCCAUUAUUUCGACGAAGAGGAACCGAUUUCUGAUUUUUCGGAGUCAGUAACCGCGGUUACUCCAACGGUUCAGCAGAUUGCUGAUGCGCUUAAACCUUUUAAUCGCGAGAUUCAAAUUAUAGCUACGGGUUUUAUUGAGCGUCCUCAUGAUACGGUGAGGCUUAAGAGGGUGGAGAAGGAAAUUGAUCAGUUUAAUAUGAGGGAUGAAGAAAAGGAAUAUCUCAAGAGGUUUGUCAAGACAUUUGGGAAGAAGGAGAGGAAGAGGCCCAGAGAUCGUUUGUUGAGGGAUAAGGAUAUCGCGCCGAAGAUCUUGGAGUUGAGGAAGAAGGGGGCGUUUUUGGGGUAUACAUAUAGGAGGAUUGAUGCGGGGGUUGGCUGUGCGAGGUAUGGGAAUGGGGGAGGGGUGGUGGCGCAGGGAAGUUGGAGGGCAAAUGUUUGGCACCGGGCGAGGUUGAGUGUUCAUUAG
This is a messenger RNA of Sclerotinia sclerotiorum 1980 UF-70, 2247 nucleotides long. RefSeq lists its product as hypothetical. The transcript has 6 exons. Lineage: Eukaryota; Fungi; Ascomycota; Leotiomycetes; Helotiales; Sclerotiniaceae. Gene Ontology annotation, biological process: peptidyl-serine phosphorylation; intracellular signal transduction. Gene Ontology annotation, molecular function: ATP binding; protein serine/threonine kinase activity. The record is from RefSeq and is a predicted model, not a curated record. The coding region runs from base 1 to 2247 and encodes 748 amino acids.